Molecule: messenger RNA, 438 nt
Organism: Carassius carassius (crucian carp)
Lineage: Eukaryota; Metazoa; Chordata; Actinopteri; Cypriniformes; Cyprinidae
Product: U3 small nucleolar ribonucleoprotein protein IMP4-like
Exons: 6
Coding region: 1-438 (145 amino acids)
Biological process (GO): rRNA processing
Cellular component (GO): small-subunit processome; nucleolus; Mpp10 complex
Molecular function (GO): snoRNA binding; rRNA primary transcript binding
Source: RefSeq, a predicted model, not a curated record
AUGACUUCAUUUUCCCCGUCCGGACAGCUUGAAAAACAGAAGCUCAAAUCAGCUUUAGAUGAAAAUUGUGUUUUACCCACUGAAGUUCAGAAGGAGGCUUUAGAAUUACAGAAACUGUUGGAGUUUGAUGAUGAGGGUGGAGAAGGUGUUAGUUCUCAUAUGGAUGAUGAGUACAAAUGGGCAGGAGUGGAAGACCCCAAAGUUAUGGUCACAACAUCCAGAGACCCCAGCUCUAGACUCAAGAUGUUUGCCAAAGAAAUGAAGCUGAUGUUUCCAGGGGCCCAGCAUAUGAAUAGAGGAAACCAUGGAGUUAAAACAUUGUUACAUGUUGUUCAGAGUGUCUCCAACAUCCUAAAGUAUUUGUUUCCUGUACUCAAAGAGGAUAGUAGACGUGUUAUUACAUUCACAAAUACAGAUGAUUUCAUCUCUUUCCAGUGA